UGUGGUCGCUCACUCGAAUCGAUCCCUCAGCACAUGGCGGCCACGCGGCCCACGGCGUGCGGGUCGCCGCGCUUCUCGGGACCCCGACGGUCUUCGGGGGUCGCGGCUUUCGCGGGAGGGUCGCGUCUCUCGGGGGCCCCGGGGUUCGCGGGCGCCGCGGGGCUCGCCCGGGGCCCCGAGUCGAGCCUGGUGAGCGAGAGCUGCGUGCGGCACCUCGCGCUCUUCCCCCGCCACUUGGGCCGACUGCGCAGCGGCAUCGGGGAGCAGCUGGACGCCGAGCUGCUGCGCUACUCGGAAAGCCUCAAGGGGGUUCCUCUCGCCUACGACAACAUGAAGCUCCUCAGCGGUCUCGGCGACCUCAUCGAUGAUCAGGGAUACAUCCACAUGGACGUCCAAGCGGACUUUGUGGUCUUCCGUCCCAAUCCAGGGGACAUUCUCAAGGGCGUGGUGAACAAGUUGGGCAGCGCACACGUGGGCUGCCUGGUGCACGGUUGCUUUAACGCGUCCCUGGCCUGCCCGCGCGACGAGCCCGGCGUUCCGUGGCGGGGGGCGGGGCUGUUCCCCGGCGACACCGUGCGCUUCACCGUGACGCACGUCGACUCCGACUGGGCUGGUGUCCUGCUCGUGCGCGGCUCCCUCAUCGGCCUCGGAGUUCCCGAUGAGAGUUAUGCUGAGCAAGCGAAUGGGGCCGCAAAACAGGAGCAUGAGGAGGUUCAGAAAGUCCCGGUCGAGUACACAGACUCUGCGCCGAACGAGAAGAAGAAGAAAGAGAAAAAAAAACGUGACCGAGAGGUCGGGGUGACGAUCAAGGUCGAGGAGACGAUGGUGGUCGAGGAAGUGGUGGAGCAUCGUCAUAAAGAAAGAAAAAAGAAGAAAUCCAAACGGAAAGGGGAAAGUGAUGGAGAAGAACCAAUCUGUGACGGCGUCACCAAGCUUCCUGUGAAAGAGGAGCCUGAAAGUGAACUCUGCACGGAGAUUGGCAGUGAAGCUUGCACGAGCCAAACCGAAGCUUCUGUUAGCCCAGACCAGAAGAAGAAAAAGAAGAAGAGGCGGCGUGACAGGGAUGAGGAGGGGAGCACGGUGCCGCUGAGCGACGGAUCCCGCUACCUGAGCAAUGACGCGGGACACGAGGCCAAUGGAACUUUGACCUCUGACCCAGAAGCCCCAAAGAAGGAAAAAAAGCGUAAGAGGAACUCCGUUGAGGAUAUUUCGCUUUCAGAAUCGCCACUGCCUAAAUCCAAAAGAAGAAAGUGAGCCACAGGGCACGGACUUCUCACGAUACCAAAGACAAUCACCUCGGUGCGAGCCGUUUGCACCAGGAAUGCGUUGUCUGACCCUAGUCGUGUUUAUGCCUUUGCCUGUGUCGAAUAACCACAUUUCGUAUGUUUUUGAUUACCGUGGUUGAAGCUACUUUUUAUUUAAAUUUGAGAUGGUGAGUUUGAAUAAAAGUCGUAUAAAAGUUGUAUAAUCAGUUGGAAAACCUACGUAUACAUGUUUACACCAAGAAAAGUGCACAGCAUCAGCGGCUGUGUGUUGUAACGGCGUGCAGUGGUGUUCGUUGAACAAUACACUUGUGAGCUAACUGAGUAAGCUGUCUUUACGUGAUACUCUGGAAAAUGGUUUAUAUGCCUGCAUAAAGUGAUCUUUUAUAAUUGAUUUCCUACACGCUGGUUAAUCCCAUGGUGUGUUGUAGCCAAUGCAGGCUUGCAAAUGUGAGUGUUUUGUUGGCAUGGGAAUUAUAGUACAUGUAUUUUCUGAAACGGUGGGUUGUUGUGGAUUGUGUGAAUAUGGUUUGUUUUGAAACUGGGAGGAGGGUGAGAGUGUCAUUUGGUCUUUAAAUAUUUACCGUAUCUUUAUUUGAAGCUUUCGUGACUGCAGGAAUCCAC
This is a messenger RNA of Lethenteron reissneri (Far Eastern brook lamprey), 1886 nucleotides long. RefSeq names its product DNA-directed RNA polymerase I subunit RPA43-like. Gene Ontology annotation, cellular component: RNA polymerase I complex. Gene Ontology annotation, biological process: DNA-templated transcription initiation; transcription elongation by RNA polymerase I. The record is from RefSeq and is a predicted model, not a curated record. NCBI's taxonomy places the organism in Eukaryota, Metazoa, Chordata, Hyperoartia, Petromyzontiformes, Petromyzontidae.